GCGCAGCAGGGUGUCAUUUCAUGGAACUAGUUUUUCGUGGCGUCACGCGUUCACAGCGCGCUGCCGCGGAAGCAUCCAUUUUUUUUUGGCUUUGACAUUAACGCGCAUCCCUUUUUAGUGCGAUGGCGCCGCGGUCUGACCGGAGCCCCCCGUCCGUCCCGCUUAAUGUGCUCGUGAAGGAGAACCGGACCGACGGGCAGUGACCCACUCGGUGCGAGAGAACCAACCGUUACCGCUGUGAGAGGAGAGGUUGUGCAGCCUCGCUGGUGAAUCUGCAUCAAAGCCACCAUGACCAAAGAGGAGGAUGAGGCCCCCGACUGGGUGGGGGCCCAAGAGUUUUACGCCAAGUACGAGACCAAGGAGGUUCUGGGAAGGGGAGUGAGCAGCGUGGUGCGCCGCUGCGUCGACAAGAUGACGUCCUCGGAGUACGCGGUUAAGAUCAUCGACAUCACCCCCUCGGACAAGACGACCCCGCGGGAGAUCGAGGAGAUCCGAGAGGCCACGGUGAAGGAGAUCGACAUCCUGAAGAAAGUCUGCGGACGGGACAACAUCAUACAGCUCAAAGACUGCUACGAGUCCAACGCCUUCUUCUUCCUGGUUUUUGACCUGAUGAAGAGAGGUGAACUUUUUGACUACCUCACAGAGAAAGUUACUCUGAGUGAGAAAGAAACCCGGAACAUCAUGCGCGCUCUCCUGAAGGUGGUCCAGUUUCUCCACGGCCAGAACAUUGUCCACCGGGACCUGAAGCCCGAGAACAUCCUUUUAGACGACGAGAUGAACAUCAAACUCACCGACUUUGGCUUCGCCGUGCAAACCCAGCCGGGACAGACGCUAAAAGAGGUGUGUGGCACUCCUGGUUACCUCGCUCCUGAGAUCAUCGAGUGCUCCAUGGACGCCGGGCACGCAGGAUAUGGCACCGCUGUGGACAUAUGGAGCUCGGGGGUGAUCAUGUACACGCUACUCGCAGGCUCUCCUCCCUUCUGGCACAGGAAACAGAUGAUGAUGCUGCGGAUGAUCUUGUCUGGUAGCUACGACUUCUCGUCUCCAGAGUGGGAGGACCGCUCAGACACUGUUAAAGAUUUGAUCUCCCGGAUGCUCGUGGUGGACCCGAAGCAUCGGUACACAGCUGCAGAUGUCCUCAACCACUCGUUCUUUUCUCAGUAUGUGGUGAAUGAAGUACGGCAGUUCACUCCAUACAGGCGAUUCAGGGUCAUCUGCAAGACUGUUCUCGCCACCAUGCGCAUCUACUGCAACUACCGCCGCGCCAAACCAGUCACCAAGGAGGUGAUCGUGAGCGACCCGUACGCCGUCAAGCCCAUCCGCAAGCUCAUUGACGCGUGUGCAUUCAAGAUCUACGGCCACUGGGUCAAGAAGGGUCAGACUCAGAACAGAGCGGCGCUCUUUGAGAACACUCCCAAGGCCAUCCUGCUGUCGAUGGCUGCAGAGGCCGACCAGCCGGUGCACCUGAUCUGGUGAUGAUCCGCGGCCUACAGAUCUGCUGCACAUAAGACGAGAAUGGUCUGGUAGUUACAGGAAAAUAACUGGCAACUUUUAACCAAUGACAACAGGACGUGGUUAAGUUUGGAGAGCUUAACAUGCUGCAUUGUUGGGAUUUGUUUUAUGACACAACAGUCUGAAAGAUUGGAGUAACAGAUUAACCGGGAAAAUGGCAGUUUAAAUUUUAUUUGCCAAUUCUCAACUGUCUUUUGACUGCAAGUGGACAUUUGAUGCCUGAAACAUUUUCCUUUAACUAUGCAUAAAUCGGUCUGUGGUGCUUAUGAAAUUGGAGUGAUUUAAAUUGUUUUAGUACAACAAGCCUAAGUUGAAUGUUGAAAGUAGAAUACAAAAGACCCAUUCUUGAGACAUUCACAAGUUUAUUACAAAAGUCUGUAGCGCUUUGCCUCAAAGGCAGUUGGUGCUAGUCUUCGGCACAAGGCCCUGCUUUCCCUUGUGGACCUGUAGGUUGAAAAAUGACAAAAGCAUUAAAGUUUGAAAUGGAUUUGGAUAGGUCAAUCAUGUUCUAACCAGGAAUAGUGAGUUGGCUACGUUUUCCACAUGAGUCGGAAGAGCUGCAGAAUUUAGAAAAAAUAAAAGCUUUAAAAAACUA
Gasterosteus aculeatus aculeatus (three-spined stickleback) is the source of this 2107-nucleotide messenger RNA. RefSeq names its product phosphorylase b kinase gamma catalytic chain, skeletal muscle/heart isoform. Gene Ontology annotation, molecular function: ATP binding; calmodulin binding; phosphorylase kinase activity. NCBI's taxonomy places the organism in Eukaryota, Metazoa, Chordata, Actinopteri, Perciformes, Gasterosteidae. The record is from RefSeq and is a predicted model, not a curated record. Gene Ontology annotation, cellular component: phosphorylase kinase complex. Gene Ontology annotation, biological process: protein phosphorylation; glycogen metabolic process.